Messenger RNA from Thunnus maccoyii (southern bluefin tuna), 4619 nucleotides. It is a transcript of the gene dpysl4, whose product is annotated as dihydropyrimidinase like 4. The record is from RefSeq and is a predicted model, not a curated record. NCBI's taxonomy places the organism in Eukaryota, Metazoa, Chordata, Actinopteri, Scombriformes, Scombridae. The coding region runs from base 28 to 2016 and encodes 662 amino acids. Gene Ontology annotation, cellular component: cytosol; cytoplasm. Gene Ontology annotation, molecular function: hydrolase activity, acting on carbon-nitrogen (but not peptide) bonds, in cyclic amides. The transcript is spliced from 15 exons.
AGGACCUCUCUUGUUGGUGUCUGCAGGAUGUCUGAGAAGAAGUGUCCGCAGGAGGAUGACUGCGCCUCCCUGCUGUCCAGGCUGGGCUCCGACUCCCCGCGGCCUCGGAUGAAGUAUGGAGGGAUGUUCUGCAACGUCGAAGGAGCUUUCGAGAACAAAACCCUGAACUUCGAGUCGUUCAGCCCGCAGACGCAGCGACGACGAGCCAAUCGCACUCGGACUGAUGACCAUGUUGGAGGAGACGCAGCGAGAGGAGGAGGAGGAGGAGGAGGAGGAGGAGGUCAGACGGUGGUGUUUCCCUCCGGACACACCCGGGAAAACUACGGCAAGAGGGAGGGCGACCGGCUGAUCAUCAAAGGAGGAAAGAUCGUCAAUGACGACCAGUCGUUCUACGCUGACGUCUACAUCGAGGAUGGAACCAUCAAACAGAUCGGUGAGAACCUGAUCGUCCCCGCUGGUGUGAAGACGGUGGAUGCGUACGGUCAGCUGGUCAUCCCUGGAGGAAUCGACGCCAACACCAACCUGCAUGCUCCGCAGAAAGGCCUGAACCCCGCCGACGACUUCUACCAGGGAACCAGAGCCGCUCUGGCCGGAGGAACCACCAUGAUCAUCGACCACGUGUUGGCAGAGCCUGGAAUCAGUUUACUGUCAGCGUUUGAGCAGUGGAGGGACGCAGCGGAUCAGAGGGCGUGCUGCGAUUUCUCUCUACACCUGGACAUCACUCGCUGGCACGACGGACUGUACGAAGAGCUGGAGACUCUCAUCAAAGACAGAGGUGUGAACUCCUUCCUGUUUUUCAUGGCCUACAAAGACAGAUACCAGAGCUCCGACUCUCAGCUCUACGAGGCGUUCGGGGUCCUCCGAGACCUCGGAGCCAUCGCCCAGGUCCACGCUGAGAACGGUGACAUCAUUGAUGAGGAACAAAAGAAGCUUCUCAGUCACGGCAUCACAGGACCUGAAGGACACGUUCUGUCUCACCCUGAAGAGGUAGAGACAGAGGCGGUGUAUCGAGCCAUCACCAUCGCCAAACAGGCCAACUGCCCGAUCUACAUUACCAAGGUGAUGAGCAAAUCUGCUGCUGAUGUCAUCGCCAAAGCCAGGAAGAAAGGUAUGGUGGUGUAUGGGGAGCCAAUCACAGCCAGUCUGGCCACUGAUGGCUCUCACUAUUGGUCCAAAGACUGGGCCACAGCUGCUGCCUUCGUCAUGAGCCCACCCCUCAACCCUGACCCUUCAACUCCACAGUACCUGACCUCUAUGUUAGCAUGUGGAGACCUCCAGGUGACGUCCAGCGCCCAGGCCAGCUUCUCCACGGCUCAGAAAGCCGUCGGUAAAGAUGACUUCACUCUGAUCCCAGAGGGAACUAACGGGAUCGAGGAGAGGAUGUCGGUGGUCUGGGACAGAGCUGUGUCUACAGGGAAGAUGGAUGAAAAUGAGUUUGUUGCAGUAACAAGCACCAAUGCUGCAAAACUCUUCAACAUUUACCCUCGCAAAGGACGGAUUGCUGUUGGUUCUGAUGCUGAUAUCGUCGUCUGGAACCCAAAAGAGACUCGAACUGUUUCUGGAGAAACUCACAACCUGACAGUGGAGCUGAACAUCCUCGAGGGUUUAGAAUUUCGUGGCGUGGCAUCGGUGGUGAUCAGUGGCGGUCGAGUCGUUCUGGAGGACGGAAAACUCAACGUGACGGAAGGUUCAGGACGCUUCGUCCCCCGGAAGGCUUUCCCCGACGCUGUCUACAGGAGGAUCAGAGCUCGCAGCAAGAUGGCCGAGGCUCGUGGUGUCCCCCGUGGUAACUAUGAUGGUCCGGUUCAUGAUGUCAUCAGUAUGACUAAAUCGGUCCCAUCCACUCCAACCACCAGGGGGACCCCCUGUCCCAAAACCCAAACCGGCCCCCGAAACCUCCACCAAUCAGGAUUCACCCUGGCAGGAGCUCAGAUUGACGACCACAUACCACGACGCUCUGCUCAGAGGAUUGUGGCGCCGCCUGGUGGACGAUCCAACAUUACAUCCUUAUCUUAAAACAACAGCAAGAAUUAAACUGUUACUCUGAGCAUGUACAACUCAGAGUACCAGUACUUCAACAAAUACUGAACCCUACAACAACCUUACAGUUAGUACUUGAUCUUAAUGUGACAGUACUUCAGCUAGUACUAAAUCCUACAACAAUGGCACUACCAUCUUACAACUAGAACAAAAACAUUUCAACAAUGGUAAUACCACUCAACAGCAAAUGGUGGUACUAUAACUAGUUUAAAAACGUACAACUACUUCACUAGUACUCAGUCCUGCAAACACCCAACUUCUUCCAAACCUACAACAAUUUACUUCUACAAGUAUUAAACCCUAAAACAACCCUCCAACUAAUACUAAAAUCUACAACGAUACUUUAAUUAGUACAAAAUUCUGCAAACGUGGUACUAUCACUUUACAAAUACUAGUAGGACCUACACACAAUUAACAGUAAUAAACCGUCUAACUGGUUCAAAAUCCUUUUUUGUACUUUUUUGUAUUCCAACUAGUAAUGAAUGUUACAACAAUGAUACUACAACCUUACAGGUCCUACACUCUACGACUACUCGUUAAUUAAUUAAUUAACCCUGUUACAGUGGUACGACAGCUACUACUAAACCCUAAAAGUAUUACUAAAUGCUAGAAUAUUGGUACUUCAACCAGUAUUAAUAUAGUAUAAACUAGUAUAAACUGUACAAAUACCCAACAACCGCCUCUAAACUUAAAACUAGUGCUAAAUCUUCAAACAAUUGUACUUCUUCUUAGGAGUAAACCUUCAAGAACAACCUUCCACCUAGUACUGAAUCCUGAAACAAUGGUAUUACAACCCUACAAAUACUACUAAACCCUACAACAACUGUACUUCAAAUAGUACUAAAUGUUACAACAAUGGUACUACAACCCUUCAGCAUGUACUACAACCUGUGACGAGUACUAGACUCUACAACAGCGGUACUCAACUAGUACUGAAUGAUACAACACUGGUAUUUGAAACCAGUUCUUUGAAGUACUCUACCCCUUCACAUGUGUACUAAAGAUUUCAUCUCAUCUUAAAACAUAUCAUCAGUUUUCACUUCACCAUGUUCUCGUUCUCUCUCAGCUCCCUCUGACAGAGGGAGUAGUAGUAGUAGUAGUAGUAGUAGUAGUGGCAAUAGUAGAUACCGUACAUCACUUAACAUAACAUAGCAUAUAACUGACUGGUUGUUUGUUCCCAGAUGUUUUUUAUAAACAGCUGGCUCCAUCAAAAUACUUCUUCCAUUUUUACAGUGAACUCAUCCUGCUCAUGUUGGUCAUUGUAAAUUAAAGUCAUGUAACUCCACAGUAGUCAUUAUUCAAACAGUAACACUUAAGUAACAUUUUGUGUCUUUUUUCACAAUAUAGUGCAUUUUACUGAAGGACUUUGAUAAUGUACUAGCAUAUUAUUCCAGUUCCAUGUCACUCCUCUAUCUGUUCCUUAAAGAAUCAGUCUGUGGUAGAGUAAUGUGAGUGGUGUUCAUCCUGAUGAGUGUUCCUAUUGGUCAGAUUUAAUCUGGACUGACUGAGUCGGACUGCAGGUCUGGUCCUGUCAGCAUGAGCUCAAUCUUUUUGUCUCAGAAUGAAAAAAACAGAUUUUAACUUUCAGACUAAAACCAUGAGAAUUUCUGUGAACAUAAAAACAUCAACUAACCUCAUAUGGUGCUAUAAAUCCAGUGGUAGCCUCCAGGUAGCAAUCCCUUCAUCCCUAUUCCCAGAUUAUCUAAAGCAAUAUCUGACUCGCCCACCAGAUUAUCUAAAAUUAUAUCUCCGCUUCCUUGAUUAUAUGAAAUAAUAUCUGACUUCGCCCCCAGAUGAUCUAAAGUAAUAUAAAUAAUAUUAGACUCCGCCUCCCAGAUUAUCUAAACUAAUACUUGACUCCGCCUGCCAGAUUAUCUAACAUAUUAUCAGACUCCACCCCUCUCACGCCCCCCUACUGUGACCUCUGAUGACCUAUGAUGAUUUUUAACUGUAUUUGAUUUGUAAAGACUUCAUUUGAUACCAUGAUCAUUUUGUAUUUUUUACAGUUUUUGUAUCCUGGCAGUGUUAGCAUCAGCGAUCGUAGUACUCAGACACAGUUCAGCCACCAAGACACCCACUGCAGCCAUGUUCGUGCCAAGCUGUUGCCACAGCAACAUGUGGUUAAGAGUCCAUCAUAUAAUCGUUGUGGUGGAGAACAUCUGCCAUCAUGCCGUCCUUAAUAAACCUUGCAGAUUCAGCUCCAACGUGACAUCAUUGUUAAAGACAACAUGACAUCAUUGAUAAAGACAACAUGACAUCAUUGAUAAGGACAACAUGACAUCAUUGAUGAAGACAACAUGACAUCAUUGAUGAAGACAACAUUGCGGCUGUGUCUCUGCUGGCUGAGCUGUUUCUCAGAGCAUUUGUCUGUAGCAGUCUGUUGUUUUUCUGUCCUCACAGAUGCACUGAAGCAAAAAACGGAGGACAUGAACUCUUUAUAUAAAAAAAUGUGCCGAAAUGGAGGUGGGUAUAUGAAGAGGGGUUACCGUGGCGACGGUGCAUCUGUUGGUGUUGUUCCCGUAGUGAAUGUAAACCUUCUUCCUGUUGUGAUGAGAGCUGCAUGAGUAAAUUAAACUGUG